Messenger RNA from Cuscuta europaea, 1384 nucleotides. Lineage: Eukaryota; Viridiplantae; Streptophyta; Magnoliopsida; Solanales; Convolvulaceae. The record is from the annotation of a GenBank genome assembly.
AGGCUGGACCGCUGGAGAGGCCCAAGCCUCAGGUUCCGCUUCUCUGGAAUCUCUGCGCACAGCCGCUUCAUUCUUGGAAUCUUGGCUUCUCUCACGCUCUGCUUAGAGGCCACAGCAGGAGGACGGCAGGACGCAGUCGGCAGCGCACAGGCGUGAUUCCUUCUGCUGAUGUUAACCGUUCUACUCCCGCCCCUACUCCGACAGCCGCUGGAAAGGGUAAGAGAAAACUGGUUAUUGGAGACCAGGGUACUGAAGAACAAAGCCGGAAGAGGCGUCAAGGGGUGAUGGCACUCAGCUUAUUCCGAUCGACCAUGUGGUUGAAUUGACUGGUCCAGAAACUGAGCCUAAAAGGCCUAUCAUCCCAACUGCUAUGUCAGGGGGUUCAGUCCUUACCGACAUGCCGGUCGACGAUCGAAUGUUUGUGGAAUUUUCUAACAUGGGGCCUCGUGCCGAUGGGAGGUAUCUGUUCGGGCAAAUGCCAUCCUCCAUGUGGUGCAACACCUCCUUGAAGGUUCUCCUCAGUUUCUCCCACCUCACUCAUUGGUCUGAUCUGUUCGAGGCAGGUUAUCAAGAGGCUCUCAAGGCCGGAGUAUAUUAUCACUCGGCUUUCCUGACAGCCAAGCAGGAGAUGAAGCGUCUGGCCAGCGACCGGGAUGAUGGUCAGAUGCUUCUAUCUGCCGCUCGUAAGCUGAUCACGGACUUGCAGGACCGUGCUACCAGAGGUGAGAGAGCAAUAGCCGAAGUGGCUGAGAUGGAGGAGAGGAUCCGCCGCCGCGAUCGGGAGAUCAGGGAUCUCAAGGCAAAGGUGAAGGUGGCCGAAUCUGCUGGGUUGAAAUUUGACAAAGUCAAGGGAGAAAAUCCUCCCGUUCCUUAUAUUGCUGAUACUUCCAAGAUCACCACAGAGGCGGUGAUUGACUACCAACGAGGGAAAGGGCUGGACGUUGCCCUGCAAAACACCGCUCGGCAGUUUUUGGGACCUCAUCUUGGCCAAUUCUUGCGUGAGAGUGAGGAUCCUAUCAAGGCGGGGAUCGAUCUCCUGGAUGGCACACCAGAAGGAAAAUCUUUCCUGGACGUCUUGACCGAGAAGACGGUGAAGCAAAGUCAGGAUCUGCUUCUCGACAGGAACCUUGAUCUGAUCAUGGAACAUUUCUCCAAGCCGUUCGAUCCUCAUGAUUUAGGGUUUGAUGACCUGUUCGGGAAUACUUAUGAUCGGGUCAUCGAGAAGAGGCAGAAAACGGCUUAUGGUGAUGUGACGCAGCCUGGUGGCCCUCAACCUCUAUCUUCCCCGAACAGGGAUCAUCCAGUAGCAUAAUCUUGUUUGUUUAUUCUUUAUUUUUCUUAUAUUUCCCGGUCAUUAGUGCCGAAGAAUAAAGAUCAAUUCGUC